AUGGACCUGCGUACCCAGAGGUUGGUGCGUCCCGAGCCUGACUCGGUUAUGCUGGCACCCCACCACUCCCUUUUCCUGGGAGCCUUCUCAGCCCAGCACUGUGCCCAGGACUCCCAGAAGCACCUGCCACAGCACAUCCACUACGAGUAUGACAUGGAGCAGAGUCGCCAGGAGAAAGAGCAGGACAAGAGACAAGAACUGCAGCAGCUGAUGUAUAAGGAUAAGAGUGAGCAAAGUGCUGUGGCCAGUCCCCUGGUGAAACAGAAACUCAGAAGCCAAAUCCUGAAGAGGAAGGAGCAGGCCACCCUGGAGAAGACCGCCUCCAACCCCACCAGACACACGCCCAGGGGUUACAGGGAACUGGCCCCAGAUCCUGACAUGCCCCCAAAGCCUCACAUGGUGACCCCUGUUGUCCAUCAUCCACCAUGUGACCAACGCAAGGACACGCCCCUCAGAAGAACAGCUUCUGAUCCCCUCCUGAAGGUGAGAAGUAAACUGAAACAGCACAUCAACUCCAGACAGAACCCUCUCCAACGCAAGACCAGCGCCCCGCUCACAGUCAAGCCCAGAAUACCGGAUACUCUGGACUCCUCUCCCAGCAGUACAUGUAGCACUCCAGUGUCCGGGUGCAGCUCGCCCAAUGACAGCCUUCUCUCGGACAGCCCACUUACUACCAGACUAACCCACGUGGUCUACCUGCCCAUGGAGAGACACAGUGCUGCCCACCAUCACCUCCAGCCCAUGUUCAUCCUGGAGCCCUCAGGACUGCUGCAUACACAGCUAGUCACUGUGCGAGGUCUGAACCCAGGCCUUAUCCAGUACCCCUCCUCCAGACUGGAAGGCCUGGUCACCUUGGGCCCCCACAGGCCCCUGGGUCGGACCCGGUCUGAGCCCCCACUGCCCUCUCACCAGCAGCACCAGCUACUGCAGCAGAACCACAAUCUGCUGCUGGAGAGACUCAAACAAAACACACACCUGGACCAGAUCCCCUCGGAGGACAUGGACCCAGAGGAGAUCAGGUCAGGGGAGGGGGAUGGAUACCAGAGAAGUAGACAGAGUGGAACCAGCAGCUCUGAGUCAAUGUGGGACACAGAGUCUACCUCCUCACGAGACAGCCAUGGGGAACAUAUCAGGAAAUGCACACCUCUGAUGAAUCAGUCAUUCCAUUGGGAGCAGUCCAGGCACCUUCAGGUCCUGACAGAAAGGCGCAGACAGGUGACCUACCUGGACAGCCUGGGUGUGCCUGUGGUUCUUGGCCCUUCCCACCGCCCCCUUGGCCGUGCAAAGUCCUCCCCUGCCUCCACCUCUCUUCCCCCUCCUCCACAGCCCACAGACACCCCGCUGUCUCUGCCCAGCACUGGUCCGGAGACCCCCACCAAGCUACGAUUCACCACUGGUCUGGUGUAUGACUCUCAGAUGCUAAAGCACCAGUGCACCUGUGGCGACAACAGCCGACACCCAGAGCAUGCUGGGAGAAUCCAGAGCAUCUGGUCCAGAUUGCAAGAAAGAGGCCUCAGGAACCAGUGUGAGUGUAUCCGUAGCAGGAAGGCCUCUCUGGAGGAGCUUCAGUCUGUCCACUCCGAGAAGCACGUCCUGCUGUAUGGCACCAACCAACUCCAUCGUCUCAAACUGGACAACCGCAAGCUGGCUGGGAUCUUAUCUCAAAGGAUGUUUGUGAUGCUACGAUGUGGAGGAGUUGGGGUGGACAAUGAUACGAUCUGGAACGAGAUGCACACAUCAACGGCGUCUCGCUUGGCAGCAGGCAGCGUGACGGAGCUGGCACUCAGGGUGGCACAGGGAGAGCUGAAGAAUGGCUUUGCAGUGGUGAGGCCCCCUGGACAUCAUGCAGCCCACUCUACCCCCUUGGGUUUCUGCUUCUUCAACUCCGUGGCCAUCGCAGCCAAGCAGCUCCAGCACAAACUCAGCGUCAGCAAGAUCCUCAUUGUGGACUGGGAUGUUCACCAUGGGAACGGUACCCAGUCGGUCUUCUACAAUGACCCCAGCGUGCUGUACAUCUCCCUGCAUCGCUAUGACAAUGGCAAAUUCUUCCCCGGUAGCGGGGGCCCAGCUGAGGUGGGAGUAGGAGCAGGUGAGGGCUUCAAUGUCAACGUGGCGUGGACGGGAGGCUUGGACCCCCCCAUGGGCGACGCAGAAUACCUAGCAGCAUUCAGGACUGUGGUGAUGCCGAUUGCCUAUGAGUUCUGUCCUGACGUGGUGCUGGUCUCAUCUGGUUUCGAUGCCGUCGAGGGACAUCUGGCGCCACUGGGGGGCUACAAAGUGUCAGCCAAGUGUUUUGGUUUUCUGACACGUCAGCUGAUGGGGCUGGCGGGGGGACGGGUUGUCAUGGCGCUGGAGGGGGGUCACGAGCUCACGGCCAUCUGCAAUGCCUCUGAGGCCUGUGUCAGGGCCCUGUUGGGCAUCCAGGUGGAACCCCUGUCUGAAGCAGUCCUAGAGAGGAGACCCUGUCCCAACGCUGUCCUCUCUCUGCAGAGAGUCAUCCAGGCCCAGGGUGAGUACUGGCGGUCGUUGAGGGCGGUGGCCCACACAGUGGAUCAGUCAUACAUGCAGGCCCAAGGACACAGUCUGAGACGUGGCUCAGAGGACCACAAUGACACCGUCUCUGCCCUGGCCUCUCUCUCCAUGGCCAGCCUCACCACAAACAGGACACAGCCAGAUGAACUUAUGGAGGGGGACAGAGACUCCAUGUAG
Salvelinus namaycush (lake trout) is the source of this 2709-nucleotide messenger RNA. Its product is annotated as histone deacetylase 7-like. NCBI's taxonomy places the organism in Eukaryota, Metazoa, Chordata, Actinopteri, Salmoniformes, Salmonidae. Gene Ontology annotation, biological process: chromatin organization; negative regulation of transcription by RNA polymerase II. The transcript is spliced from 23 exons. Gene Ontology annotation, molecular function: histone deacetylase activity. The record is from RefSeq and is a predicted model, not a curated record. Bases 1 to 2709 code for a protein of 902 amino acids. Gene Ontology annotation, cellular component: histone deacetylase complex.